AUGAACCAGAGGACUCUUGAUCGAACAGAAGAGUGGCUUUUCAACUGUAAGGAUCCGGGAUCUAGACUAAUCCGUUGGAGACUCAAACUGGAAGAGUUUGAGUAUGACAUAAAAUACAAAAAAGGCAAAAUUAAUUCCAAUGCCGAUGCCCUUUCUCGAUACCCGGUCAAUCCAGUUCAACCGGAACCUAAUCCUGAAGGAGGAGGAGAACCAGUAGAUAAAGACCUUAUGGAUCUUUUAAUAUCUCCGCCCUCAUUCCAUCCGGAAGAGUUACUUUCACCUAACUUUAAUCCAACCACCCUAGAUGUUGAUGAUUUACUCCCAUUACCUGAAUUAGAACCUAAUUCUACAUCCUCGGCACUACCCAAUCAAAUGACCGGUUCACCCGUUCAAAUCCCUGAGGUUACACCCCAGUUGCCUCAAGAACAACCAACUGGUCAAAAUAUCUAUGAUGAUCCGAUGCCUUCUACAAGUGCAAACCCAGAUUUACCCGUCGAUGACUAUCCUACGUUCCUGAAAUCUAUAGCUAAUAAAAGAUAA
Molecule: messenger RNA, 540 nt
Organism: Pieris macdunnoughi
Lineage: Eukaryota; Metazoa; Arthropoda; Insecta; Lepidoptera; Pieridae
Source: the annotation of a GenBank genome assembly